AUGUCUCCGCGUACGAACGCAAGCCAGCCUUUGUCUCCACCCCGUGACGACACACAGCGUGCCGCAGCCUCGGCUAUGUCGCCCACGCGGUCGAGGCGCUCCGAUCCCCAAGCGACGCCCACGCCCUCCCGUCCUGUUUCACCCAUGGACGAUCUCAACGCAGAAGAACAACGUAUGGUGAACAACUUACUAACACGCCCGCCGUCCCCUCGAUCACGUACGUCGUAUGCACCGUCGACAAUGGCACCGAGCAUGCUGGAACCGGAGGUGCAGAACUCGCAUUUCCACGAUAUGGAGCUAUGCCAGCUGUUGCAUGCACUGGACCAGCCGUUGGGAGAGCCAGUGAAGAAGGCAGUGAGGAAGGCAGUGAGGGCGAGGGUGAAAAAGCUGGGUAUGAAGUAUGAUAACGAAUCUAUCAGACAAUACCGAAAGUCCUAUCACGACCACGACCCUAGCGUCCAUCUCUCGACUGCGCUGCAGCCGACUACAACUGGCUCGAGAAGAUCGACGCAGCUCGGGACUUCUCAAGAGCCGCCGGAAUGGGCGAAGGACUUGAUUGACGGCAUGAUCAACAUGCGCGAACGCCUGGACAGUCUUGCGCCCAAGAUUGAACGGAGUCUACGGUCUUCACGGGUCGACUCGUACGCAGGCGAUGGCCAGACAUAUCCCGGCAGUCACCAUCAUCACUAUAGUGGCGCAUACACUCACAGUUCCAUGGCUCCGUCUGCGAAUAUCCAUAUGCACCCAACGGGCGAUGAGUCUAUGUAUCAGCCGGGAGACACCGACAUCCUGCGAGACUCGACACAUUUGCAGAUGCACCACGACGGAUCGCUGCAUGGUGCAAGCCGCGAGGACGACCUGUAUGACGAUGAAGAGGAGGAUAUCAAUGGUCAUCAAUUGGCUCCUACUGAUGGCGACACGCAGUACAUGCCGCGCGGCGAAUCUCCGGGACAACAGUAUCUCGAGGAGGAACUGUACAAGUUGCGCGUCAAGCCCUCCGGCAGCCAGUCUGUGGCGACGCACAAGACCUGGGAGGUCGCCCGAGACGAUGGAGAGGAGUAUGAUGACGGUGAUGCUCAGGCUGCAGUGACAGAGUCAGGCAUGCCUGAGAUACCAGAUGGAGCAACGGGCUUUACGGACCGCCGAGGUUCAGGUUCCCCUCCUCUUCCUCCUCUUCCUCAAGACGGCCGAGGCGACCUGGUCAACAUGCCCGAGGCACAGGUGUGGCAGCCCGGAGGAUACGAGCAGCAGCUGCCACCGCCGUGGCAGCGCAUACAUCAGCGGCUGUUGAGCUGGGCGAUCGUGUGGCCGAUGGCGGAGCUUGAUAACGCGGUGAACAGUACGAUGCGCGGGAUGCAGGUCGACGAGAUUGCACUGAGCAUCUGGUCGACGCAGACCUAUAAGCGCUACGUGAGGGCGAAGAUGACAGAUAGCCCGCCUGGCCGUGUAGAUCGUCUGUUCGUCCCGCCGAACAUGGCGGACGCCAUUAGCACUGCUGUGUACAAUGGGCGGCACGGGGACGCUUGUGGAAUGCUCAGGGAUCUGUGGGCACCUUUCGGUCUUGAGGGCAUACCCAGACUUCUCAUAGUGCUCGCUAAGCACCGUAAUGACGAUCAUCAUUGGGUAGUCCAUCGUUUCUCCCUUCCCGACGGUUCUUUAACGACUUACGAUACGUACCCCGAACGAUGUCUGCCGGACGGCCGCCCCCUUGGAUGGUGGUUCGCCAUCCGCAUUGCCUGGCCAGAUGCGGUCUACCCAAGUCCUGAUCAUCUCAUGCAGAAGAUGGUGCGACUUCACCGCCCGAUGCAGCUCGCUAUCGACAACUCAGUGGCAGCCGCGGGUAUCUGGCGUAACUUGCUCAUGGGUUCCCGGGCGGAGCGAAGCCUCGACCUAGAGCGCCUGCGCGACCUUAUCAAUACCGAGGUGAAGAACCUCAGGCAGCGCAAGCAGAUGGGCAAGCUUUCCAUUGGCUCGCCGCGCCCGAACUGGGAAGACAUGCAUUGA
Laetiporus sulphureus 93-53 is the source of this 2004-nucleotide messenger RNA. RefSeq lists its product as uncharacterized. Bases 1 to 2004 code for a protein of 667 amino acids. The record is from RefSeq and is a predicted model, not a curated record. The transcript is spliced from 4 exons. NCBI's taxonomy places the organism in Eukaryota, Fungi, Basidiomycota, Agaricomycetes, Polyporales, Laetiporaceae.